AUGUUGGCUUCCUUCACCGGCGUUGGGUUACGAAUCCUAUGCAACCGCCUUGUUUCACCGCCGCCUGUUCUCUGCCACACUAUUCCUCUGUUGCGUUCCAGAUUACCAAAUUCGACAUUCAUGGAGAUUCCAAACAAUCCCUACGCCGGAAAAUCCUCCUUCACUGCCUCCGCCCAUUCUAGCAGAGGUGGGGGUCGAGGCAGAGGAUUGGGGAGGAAAGAAUAUGGACAAAGUUCGAGAGGCGGCGGCGGCGGCGGCAGGGAUUCUUCUGGGAAUGACAAAAUUGAUGCUCUUGGCAGAUUACUAACGCGUAUACUGAGACACAUGGCCUUUGAGUUAAAAUUAAAUAUGAGGAGUGAUGGAUAUGUGAAGGUGCAAGACCUUCUGAAGCUGAAUCUUAAAACUUUUGCUAAUAUACCACUUCGGUCGCAUACUGCCGAUGAAGUUAAAGAGGCUGUCAGGAGGGACAACAAGCAGCGGUUUAGCAUAUUGGAAGACAAUGGGGAGCUUCUAAUACGUGCGAAUCAAGGCCACACUAUACAGAUAGUUGAAACAGAGAGUCUGCUUAAACCUAUACUGUCAGCUGAAGAAGUUCAAGUUUGCGUGCAUGGGACCUAUAAGAAGAACUUGGAGUCAAUUCUGGAAGGGGGUCUCAAGCGUAUGAAGAGAUUACACGUCCAUUUUUCAUGUGGCUUGCCAACUGAUGGAGAAGUUAUUAGUGGUAUGAGACGAGAUGUUAACGUCUUGAUCUUUCUCGACGUAAGAAAGGCUUUGGAAGAGGGAAUGAAGCUAUAUAUAUCUGACAACAAGGUGAUUUUAACAGAGGGCUUUGAUGGAGCUGUGCCUGUCAAGUACUUCAAGAAGAUUGAAUCAUGGCCGAAGAGAGAGCCUAUACCUUUCUAA
Striga hermonthica is the source of this 903-nucleotide messenger RNA. NCBI's taxonomy places the organism in Eukaryota, Viridiplantae, Streptophyta, Magnoliopsida, Lamiales, Orobanchaceae. The record is from the annotation of a GenBank genome assembly.